AUGGCUCCAAAAUUUCUAGAGGAGAGUAUGACGCUCCUCCGCCCGCUCCGACUCCUAUGCAUAGCAGCAUACCACUUCGUAAUGACUAUUUUUGAGGUCAUCUUUAUGGAAUGGAGUCCCUUUACCCUCUUCAAUAUCACGAAGCUGCGCUUUAAAUCCUUUGCUCGUCUCUGGAAACACAAUGGCGAAGCAAUGUCUACCGAGAUGCCUGGCCCCACAUUCCAACUGCUCUCGCAGUGUAAAGGCGUCAUCCUGGAUAUUGGUCCAGGAUCUGGAGAAAUGCUUGCACGGUUCAACCCGGAGUUGAUCACCGCUGUAUAUGGUGCUGAGCCUGCUGAGGAUCUCCACCUGGGGUUACUGCUAAAUGCAAAGAAGGGAGGACUGGGAAGCAAGUUCCAUGCCCUGCUUUGUGGUGCACAACCCGAGAGUCUAAUUCCAGCACUGCACAAGAGUGGGAUCUUGGACGUCAGUGGGAAAGGCGGAUUGGCUUCCGAUGGGAUUUUUGACGAAAUCUGCUGUACCCGUGUGCUUUGCGGUGUUCCGCAUCCCGCGCAAACUAUUAAAAGUCUAUACAGCCUUCUAAAACCUGGCGGCCGUAUGGUGAUUUGCGAGCACGUCGUCAACCCCUGGAGGUCUGAGGGCAGUGUAGCAGCUCGGUUUAUGCAACUUGUAUACACGGUUUUGGGCUGGCCAUUCUUCAUGGGUGGGUGCGAAUUGCAAAGACACACACCGGACUACCUGCGGGAUGCGGGAGAGUGGGAUAAGUACGACUUGAAGUACUACGGGGCGAGAGAUGCCAUUCCCUUUAUCGUUGGUGAGCUGAUAAAGAAAGACGGUGGGAUGGAGAAGAGUUAUGCGGAGGCUGUAAAGGAGUAG
This is a messenger RNA of Pyrenophora tritici-repentis Pt-1C-BFP, 876 nucleotides long. Its product is annotated as UbiG, 2-polyprenyl-3-methyl-5-hydroxy-6-metoxy-1,4-benzoquinol methylase. The record is from RefSeq and is a predicted model, not a curated record. Lineage: Eukaryota; Fungi; Ascomycota; Dothideomycetes; Pleosporales; Pleosporaceae.